This is a messenger RNA of Alosa sapidissima (American shad), 2686 nucleotides long. RefSeq names its product chymotrypsin-like elastase family member 2A. Gene Ontology annotation, biological process: proteolysis. The coding region runs from base 1822 to 2625 and encodes 267 amino acids. NCBI's taxonomy places the organism in Eukaryota, Metazoa, Chordata, Actinopteri, Clupeiformes, Clupeidae. Gene Ontology annotation, molecular function: serine-type endopeptidase activity. The record is from RefSeq and is a predicted model, not a curated record. The transcript is spliced from 8 exons.
GUGUGUGUGUGUGUGUGUGCGUGCGUGCGUGCGUGGGGCAAAAGGUGAAUGUGUCCACCUAUGCCAGCAGAAGAGUGCCUUACCGCCGACGACGAGCAGAGCAAAGACCAGGACCUUCAUGAUGGCUGUGUGGGAGCGGUCAUCCUCAGGUGGCUUUAAAUACCCCACCAGUGAGGGGUGAGGGACGGAGGGGAGUGGAUCAAGAUUGCACCGGUAUGGGUGCUGGUCUGGUCACAGGUGCUUAUGUAAGACGUGGCUCUGACACGUGUGUGUGUGUGUGUGUCUGUUUUAGGGUGCUUGUGUAAGACGUGGCUCUGACAUGGCUGUGUGUGUGUGUGUGUGUGUGUGUGUGUGUGUGUGUGUGUGUUUGUGUGUGUGUGUGUAUGUUUGAGGGUGCUUGUGUAAGACGUGGCUCUAAGAUGGCCGUUGCAGGCUCUAUCAACUAACCUGGGAGAUAAACAUCCCAAAAUACUUCUUUAUCUUGGGAACGCACCAGCUGAAUGGAAAACCUGAAUGUCACCUCCUCCUCCUCAUACUCUCACACACACACACACACACAGUCAGACCAGGAUGGCCUCGCACACCAAAUACUGCCGAUUUAUUGAAGUAGACAAGUAAGAAGUAAAAGUAGUAGGUCAAAUCAAUAAAAUGGACUUCUCUCUCUCUCUCCCUUUCUUUCUCCUUUUAAAUUUUUUUAACAUAAUUUUUAUCCUACACAAAAGUUUAAUUGUGUGAAUCUUUCAGUGUUUUUGUAAACCAAUAAAGAAUGAGUUAAAAUCUCAAAUCUCUCUAUCUAUCUCUUCCUCUCUCUUGGUCUAGCCUGUCGGUGCUCAUGGAGCAGGACCACAGAAUCAACAGCAGGACUGGGGCCACUUCAAAAGAAUGAACCCACAGUCCACUACCAGACCAGAGCAUGCGAAUAACUGACCCGAGCUUUAAUGGUGCUGGUGACUAACGUUUUGACGCAGAAAGCGUCUUCAUCAGAAUCAAAACACACAUAAACACACACACACCAGCAGCUGUACCAUGUGCAUAACUCACACACACAUACACAUACACACACACACACACCAGCAGCCGUGCUAUGUGCAUUGGCCAACACAAAUGGAGCUAUUUCAGAGGAGGUUAGAUGCACAGGGGCACCAACAAAUGAAGGAGGUUAAAAGUUUGCAUAAAUAAUCUGUAACACCCUGGUUACCCAGACCUCCGUCUCCAAGGAUACACACCAGAUCAGAAUCCAAUGUGCCUGACAACCAAUACCUGUCUGACUGACUGACAGUGAUUAAACUAAAAAUGGUACACACAGUCAUUCUGUGAUCUGCACAGUAUAUCAGAAUGACUAUAAUAUGCAACUACGAUGUAUGCAACUUAACUGACAAAAUGUCUUCUUUUCAAGUUUAGUCAACGAUUUUGGAAAUGUUUGAUGAUUAUGAGCUCCGAGCCUCUACUAUCUUCCUGGCAGUUCUGACACACAGGGUCUUGGUAUUCAGGUGCUGUACAGUAUGUAGCAGAGAACCACUGGAGGCAGAUAACCCUGAGGGCAGGUGAGUGAAUGCAGGGGUCAGUGAACAGGCUAGGGGUCAGGUGAGGCCAGCCUGUUUUGAUGGCCCAGGUGAGGAUCAAGUGCGGCCAUGUCUAGUCAACGGGAAAGUGACCUUGGAAAAAAGCCUGACCCUUCAGCUGGCACUGUAUUUGUUUAAAAAUCUAAUUUUAUCCCUCCUGUGUGUGUGUGUGUGUGUAUUUGCAUGCGUGUGUGUGUGUGUGUUCAACAAAUGGAUAUAAAAGAGGGUGCAGCAGGGCUGAGGAGUUGUAGAUAGAAGGAUGAUGAAGUUUGUGGUCCUCGCUGUUCUGGUUGCUGGAGCCUACGGUUGUGGGCUGCCCACAUUCCCCCCUGUGGUGACGAGGGUGGUGGGAGGAGUGGAUGCCAGAGCCCACAGCUGGCCCUGGCAGAUCUCUCUGCAAUACACCAGAAAUGGCAACUGGUACCACACCUGUGGAGGAACCCUCAUCUCUGCUGACUGGGUCCUCACUGCUGCCCACUGCAUCAGCAGCAGCAACACCUACCGUGUGGCCCUGGGGAAACACGAUCUGACAGUGACCGAGGAGGCCGCUCAGUUCAUCAACGCCGGACAGAUCAUUGUUCACGAGAAGUGGAACCCCUUCUUCAUCCGUAACGACAUUGCCCUGAUCAAGCUGGAGACGCCCAUCACCGUCUCUGACACCAUCAUGCCCGCCUGUCUGCCUGAGGCCGGAUUCCUUCUGCCCAACAAUGCACCUUGCUACGUCACCGGCUGGGGACGCGUCUACACCGGCGGUCCCAUCGCUGAUAUCCUGCAGCAGGCUCUGCUGCCCGUGGUGGACUACGCCACCUGCUCCAGGUACGACUGGUGGGGCAGCCAGGUCAAGGACACCAUGGUGUGUGCAGGUGGAGAUGGUGUUGUGUCCGGCUGCAACGGUGACUCCGGAGGCCCCCUGAACUGCCAGAACGCUGACGGAGCCUGGGAGGUGCACGGAAUCGUCAGCUUUGGAUCCGGACUCAGCUGCAACUUAGCCAAGAAGCCCACCGUCUUCACACAAGUCAGCUCCUACAUGGACUGGAUCAGUGCCCAAAUGGUGUACUACUGAGCAGAAUCGCUUCUGGACCAGAACCAUCAGCAUGUUCUGGAAACAGCAAAUAAAGCUGCAG